Molecule: messenger RNA, 1685 nt
Organism: Gadus macrocephalus (Pacific cod)
Lineage: Eukaryota; Metazoa; Chordata; Actinopteri; Gadiformes; Gadidae
Gene: nhsl2
Product: NHS-like 2
Exons: 4
Coding region: 37-1548 (503 amino acids)
Biological process (GO): cell differentiation
Source: RefSeq, a predicted model, not a curated record
AAGGACCCCCUGGCGCGGUCCCGGCUGUCCUUCGAGAUGCCCGUCAACGCCCACCUGGACCUGUCGUCGCUGCGGCCCAAGACGAGGGCCAGCCGGCGCCACUCUGACACGUCCGCCGCCGCCAAGCCCGGCAAGGGCGGCCCCGGCGGCCCCCCCGCGGCGGCGGCGGCGGCGGCGGCGGCGGCGGCCGUGGUCACGCAGAACGAGCUCAAGGCGGUCCGCCUGCGCUCGGUCUCCCGCGGCGACCUGGACGACUGCCCCGACGGCGCCUCGGACACCAUCGAGGAGGAGGGCCACGGCCGGGACCCCGACGGCGACGCCGGACCCCCGCCGCCGCCCACCGCGCCCAAGCCCAAGCCCCCCGUGGCGGUGAAGCCCCCGCUGCCCAAGCGGCCGAUGAACCUCCUGUUCAAGGCGCCCUCGCCCGGCUCGGCCUCCACCUCGCCCCUCGCGCCCCCCGACUCCCCGCCGGGCUCCCCCCAGGAGCGCCCCGUGCCCUUGGGGAACAUCUACAAGGUCAUGAGGAAGCCCAAGCCCAAGAAGCUGUCGCCGCAGACCCCCAGCCCACCGGGGCCGCUGCAGACCCCCCAGCAGCAGCAGCAGCAGCAGCAGCAGCAGCAGCACCACAACGCGCCCUACGACCUCCCGUACCUCCCGCUGUCGCAGUCCCUCUUCGACCUGCCCCCGCUGCCCGACCCCCAGCCCCUGAUCGAGGACCCGGGCCUGGAGCCCGAGUCGGAGCCGGACCCCGAGCUCCGCGCGGGGCCGGAGGACGGGGGCUCGCUGCCGUCCCCCUGCAGCGGCAGCGAGGUGCCGGAGCUGCGGGGCAAGAGCAACACGCUGCCGUCGCGCAUCACCGUGUCCUGCCUGGCCGAGCUCUCGGAGAAGAAGAAGCCCAAGGUGCCGCCCCCCGUCCCUAAGAAGCCCAGCGUCCUGCUGCUCCAGGCGACCGUCCCGCCCGCCUCCAACGGCCCCGUGGACGGCCGCCCGCCGGCCCCCUCCCAGGACGCCAGCCCCCCGGGUCUGCCGUCGCCCGUCGGCGCCGCGCCACCGGAGGACCUCCCCUUCAGCCCGAUUCCUUCGGCCUUCCCGAUAUUCCCGGCUUUCCGGAGAGGGAGGAGAACCACGUGGAGGAGGAGGUGGAGGAGGAGGAGGAGGAGGAGGAGGAGGAGGAGGAGGAGGAGGAGGAGGAGGAGGAGGAGGAGAGCUCCAAGGGGUCGUGGCUUCAUGAGUUCUCGCUCCCGGAGCUGGAGGGGAAGACGGCGGGGGCCGAGAUGGGACCAGAUGAGAUUGAGGCGCACAACACCUCUCCAGCCAAUGAGAGGACAGAGCUCCACAUCACAGAGGAAACGGAUGACGGCAUUGGCCCUCACAUGCCCACCACUCACACCACCGAAGACCUCUUCACCAUCAUACACAGGUCCAAGAGGAAGGUCCUGGGCAGGAAGGAACCGGGCGACUCGUUCGGCAGUCGGCAGAACCUCGUCUCGCCGGUCAAGCACGCCGCCGCCUCGACGGCCAGCGCCAGCGUCGACAUCCGCUCCAUGACCUUGGGCUCGAGCCAGAGGUCGAGCUCGCGCAACGAGAACUUCAUGGCGCUGCUGCAGAAGAAGGGAAGCAAGACGUCCAGCGGCGGCGCCCGGGUCUCCGCCAUGGAGCUCCUGAGGAGCACCAACCCGCUGGCG